Schistosoma spindalis is the source of this 3707-nucleotide messenger RNA. Lineage: Eukaryota; Metazoa; Platyhelminthes; Trematoda; Strigeidida; Schistosomatidae. The record is from the annotation of a GenBank genome assembly.
AAUGCGUUGAAAAUACGACCUUGAUCUUUGGAUUAGCAAAUAGACAUCAGCUGUUUGCUCGUUUUAAGUCACAGGGAAUAUGCGCGGUGGUGUGGUUGGCUUACACUUAUCAGGAUUUAUUUCUGCCACGAAUGAAAAAAAUAUUAGCACGCCUUGCUCAAGGGGAUUCUGAUGAAGGAUUUGUAUCAUAUAACAAUCUUGGCAAUCAUCAAGGACCACAUCUUGCUACUGUCGGGCGUAAUUUUAGGGUGGGUAGUUUUACACUAGUUGUGGAGUCGGUUAUUGCUGAAGGAGGAUUCGGUGUUGUAUUUCGUGUAGUCUCUCAACAUGGACAUACUUACGCUUUGAAAAGAACAUGUGUUAACAAUAGUCAUGAUCUUUCUGUUUGUAAAAGAGAGAUAAAUAUUGUAAGUUCUUUAUCACAUAAAAAUAUUAUUCGCUAUGUGGACUCGAAAAUAAUAGAUAUUCAACAAGGAAUCUAUGAAGUUUUGUUAUUAACGACUUAUUAUCCAGGUAGUUUAAGUCAACUCAUAAAUGAACGGAAACAACACCACAGAUUUACGGAAGCUGAAGUUAUACGUAUAUUUAGUGAUAUUUGUGAAGCAGUUUGUCGAUUACACCAUUGUAAAACACCAAUUAUUCAUCGAGAUUUAAAAAUCGACAAUAUUCUUAUUGACGACCGAAAUAAUUUUAUUUUAUGUGAUUUUGGCAGUGCAACUUCACGUGUUCUCCAUCCUGGUGUUCAUGGUCUUGGAAGAUGUGAAGAAGAAAUUUCUAGAUAUACUACUUUAGCUUAUCGUGCCCCUGAAAUGGUCAAUUUAUCCGCAUCAAUUCCAUUAGGUCCACAAAUCGAUAUUUGGGCUUUGGGUUGUAUGCUGUAUUGCAUAUGCUAUUUCAAUUUACCAUUUGGUGAUAGUAUUCUAGCUAUACAAUCAGGUAAUUUUAGUCUACCAGACAAUUCACCAUAUUCUGAAAGGUUACAUAAAUUAAUUGGUUAUAUUCUUUGUGUGGAUGCAUUCAAACGUCCAGAUAUUUAUCAAGUUUGUGCAUUAGUUUUCACGCUUGCUGGUCGAAAUAAUCCUGCUCAGAAUUUAGGUAAUCUUCCAAUUCCCCUUUGGAAAGAUUUAACUGUACCUCCACGAGAAUCUCAACUCAAAUUACCUGUCAAUUCUCAUACAUCUGAGUUUAAAUCAGAAAAUAGGCCAAUUUCUCCUUCCUUUAAUAUUCGAAAUAAAUCUUGUUCACCUGAUCAGAAACAAUCUAUUCAUCAGUCAACAGAUCAAUUUAUUACGAAUACGUCGGUAGCACCAAGAGAAAGACCACGACCUAAUUGCUCUGCUAGUAAUCGUGUAAUUGUGGGUAACACUGUAAAUUCAAUUAUUAGACCACCGAUUGUACCACCAUCAAUGACUAAUAAUAAUAAUCCAGUUACGACAAACUUUGCUGACUUUUCCAAUUCAAAUAUAGUAACUGUGUCAAAUCAAAAUGUCAGUUUGCCAUUUCAAGAUUCUUUUAAUCAACAACCAUCAACAAAUUUACUGGGACAUAAACGUUGUCCAAGUGAUACAUCGUCAUUUUUGAAAAUUUUCUCUCCAAAUUUACGUCAUAUACAAAGUUUAGCAUCUUUGUCGCAAAUAUCUCAAUCAUUUGAUUCAGUGGCAAAUAGUUGCUCAACUAUUGAAUACACUAGUGUAGGCAAUGUUAUUUCAAGUUCAAGAAAAACUGAAAUGUCAAUAUCGCCACGUUUAAAUGUAAUAGACCAACCAACUACUACUAGUACAACUACCACUCUUGGUGUUCAAUAUUUAUCAUCUAGUGGGAAUUCCGAAAAUUUUCUGUCACUAUCACAACAACAGCAGCACUUAUCAUCAACACUGUCUUCAUCUACACCUUUACAACAUAUUCAAUGUAAUCAAACCAUGAUACAUAAUAAUAAAAAUAUCACGAAAACUGUCGAUAAUGUUGAUACUACUGCUACUAAUGAUUAUGAUGAUGAUAUUCUUUUCGGUGCUGCUUUUGACGCGAUUCGCGGUAAUAGUGGUAAUAAUAAUGAUAAUAAACAUUAAUAGAGCACAAAUAACCGAUAUUCAAUUCAAUCACUUUUGGAAAUUGUUUCAUACAAUUUCAACAAUUCCACUGUUGCUGAUGAUGACAUAUGCAUAUUCUACUCCACUGUAAUGUAUACAUGAAUCAAUCUGCUUACAGAAAAUAUUCAUACAUUUUAGAUUUCAUUCAAUCAUAUGAUUUCUUCUUUGUUUUGUUUUUUUAUUUAUAAAAAAGCAUCCAAUUUUUAAUGUUUAGUGGAUUUAUACUUUCGAAUGGAUUGAUGAUUUAACCAGUAAAUUCAAUCAGAUCUCAAAUUGUUUUUAGUUUUAAGUAGUAUAUUUGUAUUUUUUGAUAUCGAUGAGAUUAACUUUCAUCUCUCAUUUGAACAACACAUAUACAUGAUUCAUCCCAUCCUCUUUCUCUCUCUAUCUUCUUAUCACACAUGGAUUACAUAUUGCACAAUUUGAAUACUCUCUCCUUUUAUCUUUGAUUUAAUAUGUCCUGUUUGAUUUCUUUUAAUAUUUGCAGAUGUAAUAUGUAUAUAAUAAUGUGUACAUUUACUUACAAAACAACUAAUAUAAUCUAUAUUUAUACAUACAUAGAAUCUCAUGAAAGUUGAUUUAUUUUAAUUUACCUGAUAAUUGUACUUCUACUACUACACUUGCUUUCUUUAUCCUUGAUCAUUUGAAACAAACAUAAUACUUGUUUCAUGUUGAAUGUUGAUUAAUUACUAUCUCCACUUCAUUGUUCAUCAUGUGGUCUGUAUAAUUUUCUUAUUUGUAAGCCUAAUUUAAUUAAUUUUAUGUUUUUUGUGUGUGUGUGUUUUUGCUUGUAUCUGAUCCACACGUUUAUUACUUCUGUUCAUUAUGUAUUAUUCGUGUUUCAUUCUAUCUAUGUAUUUGUGUGUAUGUUCUAAUGCUUAUGACUUUUGUCUCAUUUUCAUUUCUUCUUGUUUAUGAUGACUACAAGUAUAUUUUACAGAAAAUAACCAUUAUAUUUAUAUAUUAAAAAGAUUAUCCUUUGGUUACUAUUUCACAUUUUAGUCUCUGGUUGUGUUCGAAACCCAUUCUAGUUGAUUGAUUAGUUCACUAGUGGUAGUAUUCGAAAUCUUGUGUUUUUUUUCGUCUAUUUUUUUCUUUUGUUAUUUCUGAUUAACAGUAAAUUUUCAUUUUAAAGGUUGUGUAUUUGAAAGAGAGAUAGAAAAAAAAGAAUCAUUUACUGACACAUUUUGUUAAGAAAAACUUUGAUGAGAUAAAGUUUUUUUUGUUUAUUUCAAAAUUUGGAUUCUGUUACUAUUGGAUCUAUUAAAUUUAAAGGUGUAAUCUUUGAUGUUGACCAUGACAAGUAUGUGUAGUUGUCCAUCAUUCAUAAGGUGUAUUAGCAUAAAUUUCGUUGAAAAUGUAUUUCAUUAUUGAAGAAACGUUCCAAUCACUCAUAACUAAUCUUCAUUGAAGUUAUCACUGAUAGAAACAGAAUGGAAAAAUGUUUGUGGCUUACUGGUUGUUAACUGUAUCAUAUCACUUGACAAGUUCAUCAAAUAUGAAUAGUAUGAAUACAUUGUUUAAAGGAAUUAAAUUAAAACUGAUCCAUUAAACUAGUGCACAAAUGUAUAUUCAAAUUCAGUGAUAUGUUAUGGAGAAUAUUUGUAAUUUAAGAUGAGG